Messenger RNA from Suncus etruscus (white-toothed pygmy shrew), 979 nucleotides. It is a transcript of the gene KNSTRN, whose product is annotated as kinetochore localized astrin (SPAG5) binding protein. Gene Ontology annotation, cellular component: microtubule plus-end; mitotic spindle; kinetochore. The record is from RefSeq and is a predicted model, not a curated record. The transcript has 7 exons. Lineage: Eukaryota; Metazoa; Chordata; Mammalia; Eulipotyphla; Soricidae. The coding region runs from base 1 to 642 and encodes 213 amino acids. Gene Ontology annotation, biological process: mitotic sister chromatid segregation; regulation of attachment of spindle microtubules to kinetochore; spindle organization.
AUGAAAGCUCGAGCCACUUCUAAGAGCCUCUUACCUGUUAAAUCCAAAGAAGUUGAUGCUUCCAAACCUCUUUCUUUAGGGGCUUCAGAGAGUGAUGUCACAAGAAACAUCAGACAGAAACGAGAAACAGGUCAGGUGAAAGCCGUGGAUACUGCUGUCAAGAGAAACAUCAAAAAGGGGUGCAAACCAGAGGGUAAGCAGAAGUCAGAGGAAGAACUCCCAGAUAAAACCCAGGUCUCAGAGAUCAUCAAUAAGCAAUUGCACCAGAAAUUGACUGAAAUCCAGGGAGAACUGAAGAAACUAACCCAAAGGGUGGAGCUGCUGGAGAAGUUUCAAGAGAAUUGUUUGGCAAUUUUGGAGUGCAAAAGCAAUGACUCAGACUGUGCGACUCUGACAGCACAGCAGGACUCCACCACGGAUCAUAUGGACUCAAUGUUGCUGUUAGAAACUUUGCAAGAUGAACUGAAGCUCUUUAAUGAAACAGCCAGAAAGCAGAUGGAGGACUUACAGGCCUUAAAAGUCAAGUUAAAGAUGAAAGAAGAGGCGAGAGCCCAGUUCUUGGAGCAGCAGACCCUAUGUCACAGUCAAAUAAGUGAUUUCACAGCAGUGCUUGAAGAAAUAGAGCAGAUACUAGAAAUGUGAUCAAAAGUGAGUGGCCACAUGGCUCCUCUUGAAGGUGGAUUCUCAGAGGGAGCUGCUUGGGGUGUGUGCUUCCUGGCCACCGGUAAGACUAAGGACAGGGAGUGCUGCACAGGCAGUUCCUCCUUUGCAUCAGCGCUCCCCGCCUUCAGACCAUCAGCUCUCCUGAACCUCACACAAAUUUCGAAGACCUAAAGGAUGCGGAUCUGGAAACUAAAGCAGCCACAGCCAGAGCAGCCAACGUAUCACACCAGACGUGCAGGAAUAAAACCAGAAUUGUACAGUGGAGCACAGGAGAUUUCAUUGAAGUGUCACACUGCCCCUUUCUCGUGUGGGACAC